Molecule: messenger RNA, 1279 nt
Organism: Thamnophis sirtalis
Lineage: Eukaryota; Metazoa; Chordata; Lepidosauria; Squamata; Natricidae
Source: RefSeq, a predicted model, not a curated record
AUUUCAUCUUUUUUCGCAAGAUGAAGUAUGAGUUGGCAAAAUACUUCUCAUUUUCUUGGAAGUCAUUCUAUAGCUGCCUAGAGACAUAUCUUUUACUAUGCAGUUAGUUUUAUUUUUUCAAGUUCUACUAAGUCUAGGAAAAGAUGUUGGUGUACUUUUGUUUUUGAUCCAGGGGGUGUUUGUUUAAUAACACAUGAACUUCCCCAUUCCUUCCAUUACUGGCUGCUGCUGUUGAGAUUUUAAAUAGUUGCAAGGGAACAAAAUUAGAAGGAAAAGUCAGUAUGGUGCUACCGAGUCACCAAACCUACAUGAUCACCAGGAGGACCAGGAUCAAACCUACUUGGAUGAAAGGAUCGCUAUUCCAGAUGUUGGUGGGUACGGUUUCAGUUUCAGAAAGCUUUGGGCUUUCACUGGGCCAGGAUUCCUCAUGAGUAUUGCCUACCUGGAUCCAGGAAAUAUAGAGUCAGACUUACAAUGUGGCGCUGUUGCUGGCUUCCAACUGCUCUGGGUCCUGCUUUGGAGCACAAUUUUGGGUCUACUCUGCCAAAGGUUGGCUAUACGGCUUGGAGUAGUUACAGGCAAGGACUUGGGAGAGAUAUGUUAUCACUACUAUCCCAAGGUCCCACGGGUGCUGCUCUGGAUUAUGAUCGAAAUUGCUAUAAUUGGCUCUGAUAUGCAGGAAGUUAUUGGAACAGCAAUUGCUUUCAACCUCCUUUCAGCUGGACGUAUCCCUUUGUGGGCUGGAGUCUUGAUCACAAUUGUGGACACCUUCUUCUUCCUCUUCUUAGAUAAAUAUGGUCUCAGGAAGUUAGAAGCCUUUUUCGCCCUCCUCAUUACUAUCAUGGCAGUAACGUUUGGCUAUGAGUAUGUGGUUGUAAAACCUGACCAAAAAGAGGUGCUGAAAGGGAUAUUUAUUCCUUACUGCAAGAACUGUGGACACGAGCAGCUUCUGCAGGCUGUGGGGUUGGUUGGAGCCAUCAUUAUGCCCCAUAACAUCUAUUUACAUUCUUCCCUUGUCAAGACCCGAGAAGUAGAUCGCACCAACCAGAAAGCAGUGAAAGAAGCCAAUAUGUACUUUCUGAUUGAAUCCACCAUUGCACUCUUUGUUUCCUUCCUCAUCAAUCUCUUUGUCAUGUCUGUGUUUGGCCAGGCUUUUUUUCAACGCAGCAACCAGGAAGCGCAUGAUGUCUGUGCCAAUCAGAGUUUAUUCUUGAAUCAGAGCAUUUUCCCCAACUUUCCUGAAAAUAAUGAGACUGUGACUGUAGAUAUUUUCCAAGGG